Morone saxatilis (striped sea-bass) is the source of this 1780-nucleotide messenger RNA. RefSeq names its product claudin-3-like. Gene Ontology annotation, biological process: bicellular tight junction assembly; cell adhesion. Bases 88 to 762 code for a protein of 224 amino acids. NCBI's taxonomy places the organism in Eukaryota, Metazoa, Chordata, Actinopteri, Moronidae. The record is from RefSeq and is a predicted model, not a curated record. Gene Ontology annotation, molecular function: structural molecule activity. The transcript has a single exon. Gene Ontology annotation, cellular component: plasma membrane; bicellular tight junction.
CCCCACCCCACCUCACUCUGCUGCCAGCUGUUUCUGGUUAGGCAGUUGGGCCUGCUGUGAAAGAGGAGGAGCAGGCAGGCUGGAGUUAUGGAGCGGCAGCUGGAGCUCGCUGCCCUCGGUCUGGGCCUCACAGGGUGGCUUUGUUCCAUUCUGACUCGCUGCCUGGCUCUGUGGAAGGUGAGCGGCACCCUGGACAACACCACAGCUACUCUGCCUGCCUACUGGGAUGGGGUGUGGCUGGAAUGGGAUCACUGGGACUUGGCCCACGAUGGCAGCCUGCACUGCUCCUUCUACCAGUCUCUCAUGUCUCUUUCUGGAAGUUUUCGGAUGUGGAGAGCUCUGAUCAUGGCAGCCAUCGGAGCUGGGGGUUUUGCUGCGGUGAUUGGAUCAGUGGGGGCAGUGUGGUUCCCUCUGCGUGGCCAGAUCAAAGUGUUUUCUGGUACUCUCUUUGUUGUGUCUGGGAUCCUACUGCUGAUCCCCACAGCCUGGACAUGCCAUCACACCAGUCAGCCACUGGAGGGUGUUGUGCUGCUGAGACGAGACUGGGGCCCCGCACUGUACCUUGGAUGGAUCUCCUUUGCUUUGAUGCUGGUCGGAGGGGUGUUUCUCACCACCAGAUGCCCCACUGGUGAGAGGCAGGUGCAGCAGCCUGGAGAGAGCAGGUACCCAAAUCUAGAGGAGGAGGCUAAUCACCCACUCAGCAGGAUCAACAGGACUACGUUCACAAACAGCCAGUAUGAACACAGAUCAGGGCCUAUCUGAGGGGACGUGUGUGUGUGAGUGGUUAAACUGGGUGAUCAUUAAUAUGUGAGAUGACUGUGGGUAGAUUUAACAGCAGAGGAAAACUUCUGUCUGCACUUGUUGAAUAAUGAUGCACUGGCUUAACUGAGCAUUUUGCUGUGUUUCUUCCAUCUCUAUUGAAGCUAACACGCUGUAUACAUUAGUACUGAUUUACAUUCUGGUGAUAAUUAUAAUAUUCAUCAUUGUGAUAUAAGGUUCCUUUGUCUUUGUAAGGCGUGAUAGACACUGUGUUUUUUUAUUUAUAAGGCCCUUGCUGGCUCUUUGCCUGCUUGCAUUACUUUGUCUUUAAAUGUGGGCCCCUGUGUUGCAGGUUGUUGAUUUUUAUGAGUUUGGAAAAUCCCGUUGAUCUCGUUGUGCACCUGCAACCUAGAAUAACAUGCAGAACAAUGUAAUGCUUACCUCAUUUCCAUACUUAGGGUAAUUAAACAUUUUAAUCUCAUUUUAUUACACUUCCAGUUGUAAUGGUCUUUGUUGAUUUGUUGCUUAAAAUUACUUUAAUUAAUGUUUUACUAAUUGGCUUUUUAUUACUUUUAUCAGCCUUUUUAUCUAGGCUUAUUAUCUGUGUUUCUUGGUGCCUAGGAUCUUGUGUUUAUAUAUUUAUUCAAUUCCACUCGGCUAGAUUGUAAAUGAGGUCUCUACCUCAGAGUCAGAGUUAAAACAAAAGGUUGAAUGAACAUUCAACUUAAUUUCCCCGAUUCAAUAGCACAGUAAAAUGAAACUGUUUGCUUUACUUGAUGCAGUUAUUGACACUAAACUGGCAUUAAGACAUUACAGUCAUCGUAUACAUUGUAAUGCCUUAAAUGUGAAUGUGUUAAUAUUGAUCUUCAAACUUAAUACUGUAUUGCACAUAUACAUUGCCCUACAUUAGAGUAAUGCAAUUUCAUAUUUGUUUUGUUGAGAGUGGCAAAAAUGUUUACAUCUGAGAUGAAUUCUUGUGCACAAAAGGACACUGUGGAAUAAAGCAAAUGAUUCAGAUAUA